AUCGUUACACUCACAAUCUGACAAAAAAAGAUUUCUGGUGAAAAGUAAAAGUAAUAUGUAAAAUGAACUUUUUAAUCAAUCAUUCAGUAUUAUCUUUCUUGUAUUGAUCUCUAAUCAUUGAAGGAUUUGUUCCCUUAAUGAAAUGUUUGCUUGCUGAUUAUACUCAGCGAUUGUGAGCAGAGCAACAAUUGGAUUUGUUCCUCUAAAGAAUGGAAUUUAGCACCAGGACAUUACUGGAAACAAAAUAAUAAAUAAUAAAUGAACUUUCAAUUCAACAAAGGAACAUAAAUAAAGUGCAAUGGAAAAUAGGAUAGAUAGCAUUCCAGGGAGGAAUGCUGGUAAAUGGAUCUUGGAAAACAACAUCAACAGUAGUUAAAACAAAAAGGCACAGCAUUGUUGUAUAAUGGAGUGUUAAUAUGGAGUCAUAACAAUCAAUUUAUAAUAUAAAAACUGUUCAUAAACAGGCUUAGUUUCUACAAAAACAAACUAAAAUAUUGGAAGUUCAUGCAUGCAUAACCUGAAGCAGGUUAAAGCACAAGAUGAGCGACAGUGGUGCCAUUCUUAUGACUGGUGUGAUUCCAUUCACUCUGGAACGGGAGUCAACAUUGAUGCCAAGUGAGUUUCGGGAAAGGAUGUCCGCGAAGCAUCGCUCUCACAAAACAAGUGUUAAAUCUGCAUCAGUGGCUAGGAGUCGACAAAUGAGGCAAAAGACUGCAACAUUGAGAUACUCAACUGAAAACAGUGCAUCUUCGUUUAACCAUAACUUCCAAAUUGAGGUCAACAGUGUCAGUGCUGAUAAAUCUGCUGAAAAUGUAGAGAAAUCACCAAAAAGUGAUAAAUACUACAGCGCAAGGGCCGAAUAUGAGAAAGUGCUGUCUUUAAGAUCUGAGGAACUUAAACAAAAUGUAAUGAAAGAAGAAAGUUAUGCAAGAGAAAGUACCAAGAGCCCACAAGAAUUUAAUGGCAACAAAACUUACACACUCAGUAAAGAUGAGGUCAAGCAACUUUUAGACAAUAUGUCCCCAGUAAAUAACUUUGAGACUAAUGCCACACCCUUCCGCAUGGACAGAACAUUUACAAAGGCAACUGCACCUGACUGGGAAAUCGUGCAGACAGAAGAGGAACAACAUGGCAUAGCAGGUAAGAUUGAGCUGAAUGACGAUAUGAAAUUCAUGCUUGACUGUCAGUAUGGAUACAACAGGUCAGAGGAGGAAGAUUCCAGAGUGAAAACUCCCCCAGAAAACAUGCAUAUCAAAGACAUUAUGAGCUCCCUUGAGGAUUGGGGAGGUAGCAAGGAAACAAUACGGGAAAAGAAAUACACAGUUCUACCAUCAAUAAACAAAACUGUACGUUCAGAUACUGGUUCCAGCAGAUCUAGAUACAGUGCAGGCCAAGCCUCCAAUCUGUCCAUGAACAACCAGUUGGACUUCAGUCGUGACAAGAUUGAAGAGGAUGCUGAUUUCUUUGCAGACUUUCGUGUGAACACCAGCAACAUUAAGCCUACCCCUCGGCAAGACCCUUUGCCCCCUAUAAAACAUUUCACAGACGCUGAACCAGUGUCGCCUUAUAGACAAUCAGGACAGAGGAAGAAAAAGAGAGAAAAACAUUGAUGUAUUUAAGUUCUUUUUGUAAUUUGAUUGUGAAAAAUCUGGAAUAGUUCCUCACAGAUUUUCAUUUAUUGGAGUACAUGUGCUUAUUUUGUAUGCUCUACUUGCUUCAUUUACUGCAAAACUUAUGAUUAGCUUAAACCGCAAGUGUCCAUAUUAUAUAUAUGUGAAAUUUGGUUAUUUAAAAGCCUUAAUUGUGUUGAAUACAGUGAUAAAAUUGCAUGAGUACACAGGUGAUAAAUCAUAUCAGACGAGACAAUAGUAUGAUCCAAUAUGACUCUAUCUGCUGUGUACAAGUCAAAUCUCAGCAUUUUACACAAUGACGAUUAUUAAUCUUUCUAUUUUACAUCUCUUAGAUUCUUUGAGUCAUUUGCUUUUUUUGCAUGAUUUAUAACAAGUCUGUGAAAGAGCGCUAACAUUCUUAAGAUUUAAUAACAUUGUUGCGUGUAAAUGUUUUGUGUCUACAGAAAUAUUUAGGAAUUAGUUAAUUCAAAUUUUACUGUGGGAGUUAUUAUUAUUUAAACACGUUACCACAGAUCUUUAAUAGGUCAAUUUCAACAUCAAAUAAGUUUUAUAGUCAUUUCUACGGAUGCCUACCAAGUUGAUCUUUUAAACUUAGACCUUUUAAUACAAAAUAAUUUUUAUGCAAACACAUUCUAUGGAAGAAUAUUUGACAGUCACUUGAUACAAAUGAUCACAGCUGAUUGGAUAAUAUAAACAGGAAUAUAAUUAUAUAUAAACCAUUAACAAAUAAAUAAAACAUUAAGUUUUUAAAUGUAAAAUGGAUUAUAUUCUGCAAUCUGUAAAGUACCCAUUUUUUUUUAAAGAAAGCAUUUAUAUACUAUUCAUAUAAUGAUGUGACAGAAGCUUAAUGCAUGUGUAUGAAAUGUGACCAAAAAAGGAUUAGAUUAGGCACAGAUUAUAAGUUCAACCUGCUUUAAUAUAGAAAUGUAUGCCACAUGGCUGCAGAUUACUAAUCCUUAAUGCCAUACAACUCGACUAAUACUGUUAACACGCUGGGUAUGCGGAUACUUUGAUAACAGAUGGCACUUUGAUACCUGAUAACAACAAAAGCCACGCGUGAGAGGUAAGUUCAUCAGUUUUGUUUAAAGUUAUAUCAAAAAGAUUAGUUUUUUAUGCAAGGCAUAUGGUCGAGUUUAUAAAUGGUGUAUCCUUUUCUAUUGCAAAGAAAAACAUCACGGAAGAAUGGCAGAUUUGUCCUCAAAAAAUAGAUAAUUCGGUUGGAAAACAGCAUAAACUGGAUGAACAGUAAACAUUUCAACAAAAUAAAACUACUUAGAAAUAUUGCAAGAAAUUGUUUGAUAUUCUAGCAUGUAGGGUAAUCACUUGGCUUUGAAUACUGAAAUUUUUAAAGUAUUCAAUGAAAUAUUAACGAAGAAGUUUUAAUAGAAGGUAUUCAUGAAGUUGCAGAUACUUUGAUUCCCGAUAUAGGGCACUUCGGAUAACAGAGACUUCAACAAAUCAUGUGGAUCAACACGACUGUGUUCAAUUGAACUUAUAGCAGGACUCUAGAUAAGGGGAGCAAGGGGUCUUAAAGCGGCCAAUACACCUCAUAAAAUCCUUUAUCAAUGGUGCUCAUUAGAAUCGCAUCUUUAAAACGAUACUAAUGCGUAGCCACAAAAUGUAAAAGAGAUUGAAAAACUCCCUUUAUAUUGAGCUUUACACUUCCCUUCCCUAAUAUUAUCCUUUUUCAAAGAGAUGAAAACAUGUUUCGGUAAUUCGUUUCUUAUUUACGUCAGUACAUACAUUUUUAUUCAUUGCCUGCUUACUACAGCAGUAUUCCACAGCGAAUUCUGCAUUUCUGACUCACUAAAUAGAGUGUGUUAUAUCUGGUAAAAAGUGUCGAGUUAUCUGGAAUCGAAGUGCCAUUGUCUUUGAGAUGAUCGGUAAAAGAAGAGUCCAUGAAAAUUUGGCAUCCGACUCUUAAAACAUUAGAAUUUCCUAAAAUACAUUAUUCAACUAAAAUUUAACAUCUUGUUACAUUAAUGGACAUAUUGAUCUUUUAUUUCGAUUAGUUGGCACGUUCUUGAUUUAUUUCCAAGUAUUUUUAUUUUGUUGAAAUACGUACUGAUCAUCGAAUUCAUGACGAUUAUCAAUGAAAUUUUAUCUCUUUUUUCAUAAUCCACUUCUUUUCCCACGACUUUCUUGCUCCGCAAUACGAAGUACUAUACCAUUAAUAGACCAAACAAUGUUACGCGUCUGAAAACCAAAUGAACAGAACAUAAUGCAAAAAAGCUGAAGAACUCAACCCUUGCGCGUGGCUUUUGUUGUUAUCUGGUAUCGAAGUUCCAUCUGUUAUCAAAGUAUCCGCAUACCCGGCGUGUGUUUAACUGCAUGACAUUAAUAAACAAUAUUUGCAUUUCAUAGUUACAAGCAUGCCUGAACAUUAGUGACAGGCUGAUAAAUCAUUUUAUAUAAUUAUCAUGACAGAGCAAAGGACCAUGACAAUAAUAUUAAUAAACAACAAUUGUGCAACUAAAAUACCAACACUUCACUCAGUCAUACUUAUUAUGUAGAAAUGUAAGUUCUUUUUUAAACAAUUAUACAUAUUAUUCUAUAUCCAAUAAAUUCAUCCAAUCGGCAUUCUUCAUAUGUACCACGUGACCGUCCAAUAUAUUCCAGUAUUGGAUCCAAAAAGUCUGUAUUUUUUCCAUAUUGGACAGUUGAGAACAAGUGCACUACAUGUAAGCAAUUGUUUUAAAACGAUAAAAGCCGUUACCGAGAAAAAGUAUCCGAAUGUACUAUAAUCGACUCACACGGGCGCUUGUCUUGAAAAUAGCUUAGAUGCAAUUAAAGCAUUUUUAAAUCAAAAUUAAAAUGAAACAAGAGCUGAAGAAAGGGAUAUAGAAUAAAAAGCUUAUUAGACGUUUAAACUGUACAAUACAUGAUAUAUUUGGACUCGCACACAGUUUGAAGUCAUAUUGGACAUGCCGUUACGUCAAACUGUGUGCUAGUCCAAAUAUAUCUCCGUAUUGUACAGUGAAACGUUUAAUAACCUAUAAAUAUUGAUACACUGCAUUCCUUGUUAAUUUAAUUCAAUAGUCAUUUGGCACGUUGCCUUUUAAAUGAUUCUUAUGAUUUUACAUGCAUUAUAGCAAUGAUGGACUACUUAAUAUGUAAAGAUUUUGAUAUACCUUGAACAAAUAAAUUAUUGUUUAUGUAUUAAUAUUCAUUGUUAAUAUGUGUUCUCCAACAAGGUGUUACUUCAUUUUAUAAUGUUUAUGAGGGAGAUACUAACUAUAAUGUCUUUGACAUGACACCAUUAACACAGACAUAACUACAAUAUGUCAAAGGGUGGAGUGUUUUACAAAUCCAGGUUGUAUGUAUAUAGUAAUAAAUAACAAAUUAAGAAAUGUUAAGUGGUAUUAAUAAAGCACAUUAAAUUCUA
Dreissena polymorpha is the source of this 5016-nucleotide messenger RNA. RefSeq lists its product as uncharacterized. The record is from RefSeq and is a predicted model, not a curated record. The transcript has 2 exons. NCBI's taxonomy places the organism in Eukaryota, Metazoa, Mollusca, Bivalvia, Myida, Dreissenidae. The coding region runs from base 540 to 1610 and encodes 356 amino acids.